Molecule: messenger RNA, 711 nt
Organism: Fraxinus pennsylvanica
Lineage: Eukaryota; Viridiplantae; Streptophyta; Magnoliopsida; Lamiales; Oleaceae
Source: the annotation of a GenBank genome assembly
AUGGGUAGUUUUGAGGAGGAGAAUCUGUAUCAGAUGGUGAAUGAUUUUCUUGAAUCAGAAUCAACACCACCCCUUUUAUCUUCUGACCCACAAAGCUUGUUCCUCAAUGGUCAUCAUACUAAAUAUUACAUCUUGCAGGAGAUUCUUGAAAGUGGGAAUGUUGCAGAAACUUAUGUUCUUGAGAGUGUAAUGAAGCAUAUGAGAAAGAAAAUUGGGGAAAGGAGUACUACUGCACUGAAGAAGUGGCUUGUCAAGAAGUUGAAAAUUGAUGGCCAUAAUGCAACUCUCUGUCACUCCUCUUGGCCUACUACUUUGAAUUGUCCUGGUGGUGAACAUGAUUACAUUGAAAUUAUAUUAGAAGAUUUAAAUGGUUGUCCAUUGAAGGUGAUAGUAGAUACAGAUUUCAAGUCACAGUUUGAAUUGGCAAGGCCUACUUCAACUUAUAAAGAGCUCUUCAGCAUGGUUCCAUCUAUCUUCGUCGGGACGGAACAAAAGCUGAAGAAAAUUAUUUCCAUUCUCUGUGCAGAAGCCAGAAUUUCAUUUCUUGAAAAAGGUCUUCAUGUACCUCCAUGGAGGACAAGCAAUUACAUGCAGUCCAAAUGGUUUUCUGCCAGUCAAAAAUGGGCACAAUUUCCCAGCAGCAGAGAAAAAACGAUGUAUGAGAAAAGAGCUAGUGACAUUGUCCCCUCAAAAACUUCAAUAAUUUUGUAA